CCCUCCCACCCGUUCCGCCUGAUGAGGUUUCUGGCGGCGGGCCACCAGGCUUCCAGUCAAAGGCCCGAGCUUCCUGGCCUACUGAGGUUCAAAUCUUGCUCCCACUCGAACAAGGCCUCCCGCCACCUCAAGCCUGAUGUGAACAGUGGGCGCAAGGCUGUUACAGCCCAGGGCCAUAGGGAACACCAGGGCCGGGCCGUGUGGAAGCCCCGCUUGGGAAAAGAAAGAUGGGGGGCCCAGGACGGAAGCCUGCCAGGGCAAAUGCUGUGGGAAGGAGCCCUGCCCCCAAGACCGAGGGAAGCAGUCACGGUGUGGUCCCCGUUCCUGCUGACUAGAUGUGUGGGGUCUGCUGGCGUCCAUGGCACGCCGUGGUUUGCACUGGACAUAAACCCAGUGUGCUUGUUUUGACAAGCCACUUCAUCCUCGAGGAUUGAGAGGGGAUCAGGAAAGGGAGGUGGGACCCUGGCCAGACCUGGAGGGAAGGGCAGGAAUUGAAGCGAGGGGAGCCAGGCCAGAGGUCCCUGCAGGAAUGUCUGAGGUCAGUCCGCUCCCCAUUUUCAUCCCUACAUUCAACAGGAGGGCGAUGGGCCUGCCUGGGAGAGGGGAGCUGGGGGAACUGGCUGGGCUUGGGGUGUGUGCACAGCCCACGGUUGUGUUCUUGGGGUGAGAUGGAGACGGCUGUUGUGGGGGUCCCUGUCAACAUCCCUGGGCACCCAUGGGUGCCUCCUGUGUCUGCUGGUAAACAGCUCAGGUUGUGAACAGGUGUGGCUGUGUGUCUCAGUGUUUAGACAAUAAGAAUGUGUCUAUCAAAGUGUUGGUGGUUUUUGACUCUGUUGCGAGAACAGGAUGUAACGAUUGUCUUUGUGUUCCAAGGUGUUUGUGAGUGUAACUGGCACCAUCUCUGUGUGGAGUGUGGCCGUGAAAGUGCAGCUCGGGGUGUCCAAGGCUGUGAGUGUAUGCACCUCUGCGUGUUUUCUGUUUGUAGGCCCUCACCUCCAGGUUAUCCAGGGAUGGGUGGUGCUGAGUCCGUCUUGAGGCCUUUGGGGCAGGGACCUGGAGCUCGCGGGAAUAGGAACCAUGGGGCAUCCACAGUGAAGCAUCUGUGGUCAAGGGUAGAGCCAAGGUGAGACAGAACUUAGAGACGGGCAUGUGGGGGACAGGGACGGUGGGGACAGAGAUGUGGCCGUAGGGAAAAGGACAAUGCAGUGGGGAGAUGUGUCCAUGGUGGCAGAGGUGGGGCUGUGAGCAUCAAACAUGGGACUGGAGAAAAGGUGACAUGUGAUGGUCAGAGAUGGGGCAGUGAGGUCAGGUGGGGCCAAGAGCGAGGAAUUCGCUGUGGUGCAAAAAUGAGAGGGGGCGUCAGGGGUGGAUCGGUGACGUCCAGAGGUGGGGACAGACACGGAAGGCGAGAGCCCAGGGAACCAAGAUGGACAGAAAAGGCGGUGGGAGCAAGAAUGACGCCCCAAGCCAGAGACGGGCUGAUGAGGCAGACGAGGAGAAAGGGGUCAGGAAUAGGGCAGCCAGCGUCAUUUGGAGUUGCCAAGGGCAGAGUGGACAGAAGAAUGCCAUGGCACCAAACAGGUCCUAAUGAUCCGAGGUGGGGCUGCCCGCUAGUCCCAUCUGGAUGAUGGGCAGUGUGCUCCUAGCCGGCCUCACCACGCCCUCCUCUCCUCUCCUUUCCUCUCCUCUCCCCAGCCCCAACCCCAGCACCUGACAUGAGUCUCUGCGGGCCCCUCAACCUGAGCCUGGCGGGCGAGGCGACCACGUGUGCGGAGCCCGGGGCUCCCAACGCGUCGGCCGGGCCGCCGUCCGGCCGGGCGGGCGCGUCGCCGGCGCUGCCCAUCUUCUCCAUGACCCUGGGCGCCGUGUCCAACGUGCUAGCGCUGGCGCUGCUAGCGCAGGCCGCGGGCCGCCUGCGGCGCCGCCGCUCGGCCGCCACCUUCCUGCUGUUCGUCGCCAGCCUUCUGGCCACCGACCUGGCGGGCCACGUCAUCCCGGGAGCGCUGGUGCUGCGUCUGGGCCGUGGCUCAGCGCGCAGAGCCCGCGCUCACGAUGUGGAGAUGGUGGGCCAGCUCGUGGGCAUCAUGGUGGUGUCGUGCAUCUGCUGGAGCCCGCUGCUGGUGUUAGUGGUGCUGGCCGUCGGGGGCUGGGGCUCCAGCUCCCUGCAGCGGCCGCUGUUUUUGGCUGUGCGCCUCGCUUCAUGGAACCAGAUCCUGGACCCCUGGGUGUACAUCCUCCUGCGCCAGGCGGUGCUGCGCCAACUGCUUCGCCUCCUGGCCCCGAGGGCCGGCGCCAAGGGCAGCCCUGCGGGGCUGGGCCUAACCAGGAGCGCCUGGGAGGCCAGCUCGCUGCGCAGCUCCAAGCACAGUAGCCUCAGCCACCUGUAGGCGAGCCGGGAAUCCCAGCGGCUAAGUCAGACCACCCCGGGCCGGGCCCAGGACCGCAGCGCGGAGCCUUCGGGGAAUAAAGCCAUUUUGCGGACCUGCGCGGGGCAUGUGUCGGAUCGGGGCUACAGCACCCCUGUGGCCGCGCGGGGGCGAUAGAAGCGCUGCCCGAGCCUCCGGGAUGUGCAGUUCUGGGACUUUCCACGCAGAGGCGCAGAGACGUCAGACGAGGAGCCGGAGCCGCUGGAGCAUGCGCAGAAUGCACGGCCCCAGGCCAAGGCCCCGGGCUGUGUCGAGAGCAGAGCAGCUGAGCUGGAACCCGAGGCGCUUUUUGCUCCUGCCGGCGCCAGGGCUGACCCCAGCAACAAUUCUCUCAUUGUGGCCCUGAGCUCCUCCAACACAUCCCCAAGGCCCUACCCCCAAGCCACACCCCAUCAGGGCCUCAGAACUCCAGUGUCCCUAAACACAGCUCCCAGCCCUGUCCCAUCUCAGCCUGCGCACGCUCCCCACCACAGUAAAGGCCCGGAGUCCCCACCUUCCCUCAACCCUCAUCAAGUGAGCCCCAUACCAUAACCCAGGGCAUCUCCCCGUCACUCCUUAUGCCCCCGGCCACCCACUGGUUCUGACCCCACCAACUCUUCGCUUCCAAGUACACGACCCCCUCCCGCCGCCCCGCCCCCCCAUGCCACCAUUACUGCACACAUGAGGAGCCGGAGGAUGCAUGGAUGGGGCAAACCCCAAAGGCCUUUUUAAAAACUACUGAGAGCUUGGUCAGGGCAGGGGCAGGGGAAAGGGCUAGCAGCCCCCAGCCACGAAGUCGAAGUCCUGGAAGGCUGCC
This is a messenger RNA of Ailuropoda melanoleuca (giant panda), 3222 nucleotides long. RefSeq names its product prostaglandin E receptor 1 (gene PTGER1). Gene Ontology annotation, biological process: adenylate cyclase-activating G protein-coupled receptor signaling pathway; inflammatory response; positive regulation of cytosolic calcium ion concentration. Gene Ontology annotation, cellular component: plasma membrane. The coding region runs from base 1716 to 2387 and encodes 223 amino acids. Gene Ontology annotation, molecular function: prostaglandin E receptor activity. The record is from RefSeq and is a predicted model, not a curated record. NCBI's taxonomy places the organism in Eukaryota, Metazoa, Chordata, Mammalia, Carnivora, Ursidae. The transcript is spliced from 4 exons.